UUCAAUAUAAUACUAAAAUAGUAGUUAGCUAAAUGACGUGGGAAAACUUGUGGAUACCGCAACAAAUCACGAAACACCAUGUGGCAGUUCCGACUUCCCUAUAAGACCAAACGAGUCUGUUUCUUUGGCUGCUAUAGCAAUAAACAUAAAUGGAGGGUCUAAUCCCGUUUGUUUACCGAGCCGUCAUGCAAAUCCGUUAUGGCCACGAGCGUUCUUCUUCUUACUACGUUCGUCUUCCGGGCGAUUCUGGCCGGUUUGGGAGAACCGGUUUGGAAGUGUCUGGUCUCGGAUUUUCCUCUAAUAUGGCGUCGUCGAAGACCACGAGCACGAACACCACGUUUGCUGUUUCCACUGGAGCCCAGUCACCAGUUCAUCGUCAGGUUAUGAUGUGAUGCACACGCAUUCCAUGGGAACCUGAAGAUGCUCGUGAGGGAAAGGGUUGGUUUGUGACGUUGUGAUUAAUGGUUCGGCUUAAUGUGUGGUAUUUUUAUGAAUUUUAUAGACUUGGACCUGUCGAAUAAACCUGAUGUAAUAAUUGGGAUGUGAAGAUUAAUUCUCUAAGCGUGGGCUUUUAACCCGAAGGUAAUCUCAUGGGGUUCGUGUGUGUGUGUUUCGUUCAAAGAACUUUUAAUUGUAUAAAAAUUAUAUCAAUAUCUUUGGUUUCUUCGUGAGAAACUAUGUGAAUAUUUUGGUUUGUU
This is a messenger RNA of Brassica napus (rape), 698 nucleotides long. RefSeq lists its product as uncharacterized. Bases 150 to 392 code for a protein of 80 amino acids. The transcript has a single exon. Lineage: Eukaryota; Viridiplantae; Streptophyta; Magnoliopsida; Brassicales; Brassicaceae. The record is from RefSeq and is a predicted model, not a curated record.